CCUGGCGGCCUUUUGUUGUUGUCCUUUGUCUUGUCCAGCCCCCCCAGUCCGGUCGCGCAUUCUUUUUGGUUUUCACACAGAACGUACGGACUACGGAGUUCACCGUUUCCCCUGGUGCCCCUGGGCUGACCGUUGACGUCUCCACCGGCGGAAUCCCAUCCAGGCACCCAAGUUGCCGGCUCCCUUGCGGAUCUUUCUUCUUGCGCCGGGAUACCUGUGCGCUGCACCAUGCGAAUGACGUCCAUCCGAUAAUGGCUACUAGCUCUGCAGGCAUACAAUAAACAUUCUUUGAUCGAUAUGGUACACUUUUCCGCUGAGACGGGCCUCAAGGCCUCAGUGGGGGUGUUCCUCUUAAGCUGCACAUUUCUCUCAACAUCGUACAAUACCACUUUCGCUUUUGAUCAUCCUCUCACCUCGGCCGCAUUGGCCUGCUUCUUUGCGGGGACGUCUCUGUUGAUAGUGAGCCGAUUCGUACAUCGCAUGCCGAAGAUCGCGUCUUCUACACCGAAAUAUUCCGCCAUCCCACUCACCGAACAGAAUCAAUCCCUCGAAGAACCAUUCUCGCCGGUCAGCUUGGACAGCAACAGCAGUCUCACUCUCACCCGCCCGCGCAACUCGGCGCGAUGGGUCAAAAUAGGGCUGCUUUCGCUGCUCGGUUGCAUACGGAUUGCCUUGUAUCGCGAGAUAACUGUCAAAAUCGAAUGCGCGCCUGACGGAUCUGCCUAUGCAAUCCCCUUCUUCCUGGCCCUUUACGAUUACUGGCGAAACCAACGCAGCCGACCGAUUCAGAGAUGGACCGCUCCUGAAUCCCCACAGAACGUGCACCUCCGUGCGAUAGUCACCUUUGCUAGUCGCGUGCAUUCGUUCCUCUUUCGGAGCCGCUGGAGAUAUGUCAUACCGGCAUUCUUUCUCCUGACAAGCGGCUACAUUACCACCACUUUCGGAGAUGGCCUGCAGUCCACUUACAUCUGCCCCACCACAUCGGGCCAAUCUACACACCUGCGCGCUUUCAAGACCCUGGCUGUCAUUCUUGACUCUUUGAUUUUGAUAGGUGCGGCUGAAUUAGCCACCGAAGGAGUCCGAUCGGGGGACAACCGAAGGAAACAGGGUGUGGUUUCCUGGGCCUACAGUCUACUGGGUGUUGCUGUGUUCUAUACAAUCAUUCUGGUCGCUCUUGCAGCUAGCUCCCACAACGAGGAUGGCUUCGUCAGCGCUCAAUAUCUGCAUAGUGCUGUGGGCCAAGGGGUGCUGGUGGCAUGUGUGAUCGUGUCGGCAUCUCAAUUGAUCCCGUAUUAUGGUAUUGCUGGAUUGGCUGUGCUGGCGGGUUUCAUCUCUGUCUACUUUACAUGGGCGUCGGCUCUGUUCAACGGACAGCAACCAUUCCCAUUGAUCCUCGCCUCCCGCGCUUUCGCAGCUCUCUUUUUCAGUUUCAUGGGGGGCUUGUCGUUUCUUUAUGCUCGAACGGCUUCAGAGGAGGAACCGCAAUUCCUAUACCGGUUCAACCUCGCCAUGCGAAUUGUGUUCGCUGUACUAUCUGGAAUCGGUCUCAUUCUGGUCGUUCAACAACAUAGCGCGGCCCAUCUGCAUCCUAUCGAUCUGCUUGUGUACGAGGGCAGACAGCAUCACGAUCAAUGGUUUGCGCGGGCCAACAGUAGCCAGGGCCUUGUCGAUGCUGUCAGGCAUUACCGAGCGCAAUAUAACCAACAUCCACCGCCGAACUUUGAUAAAUGGUACGAAUAUGCUGUCAGCCGAUCUUCCUUGGUCAUCGACGAGUUCGACCAAAUCUACACGGACCUCCUGCCCUUCCGUGCCGUGCCACCGGCGCAGAUCCGGGAGUCAACGCAGCAGCUGGCCACGAACCCUUACAACGAGAUCGGUGCGAUCAGUAUUCGCAACGGCAAAGCUCGAGUCCAGGAGGGCAUCAAGCCAACCCAUGCGUGGAUGGUGAUUAGUGCCGCCAAAAUGAUCGAGAAAUUCUCCGAACACCUUCCCGACAUGGACCUCGCUUUCAAUCUGAACGAUGAGCCUCGGGUUGCGGUUCCCUGGGAGAAGAUAUCGGCCCUGCGCCACCAAGCGAAGUCUUCCGGCUUACCCCCUGAGGACAGUAUCCAGACCGAGUGGUCGACUGACCGCGGUGACCAAUGGGGUCCGAUCGAGCCCGCCGAUCAGACAAAGGAGACACCCUUUGUCGACAACUCCUUCAAACACAUAUUUGAUCGCUAUGUGGGCUCCACCUGUCCGCGAUCCUCGAAAGCCCGCUCCCAGCGCAUCUGGGACCGUCGACAUGUAUGCCUCAGCUGCGUUCGCCCUCACUCCUUGGGAGGUUUUCCGUCCGACUGGGCUGCUGCCACCGACAUCUGCCACCAGCCAGACCUCGCGUCACUGCACGGGUUCUUCCUCUCCCCUGCCUCGUUCAAAGUCACGCAAGACUUGACCCCCGUCUUCAGUCAGAGUAUAAUUGCGGGCUUCAACGACAUCAUCUUUCCUAGCCCGUGGAAUUACGUCGACAAGAUCGAAUACAAGCCCUCGCCCGAAAACCCGGACACAAACUAUACCGAGAAGGCCAACACCCUCUUCUGGAUCGGUAGCACCUCUGAGGGAACCAGCCAGCACGGCGAAUGGAGAGGCAUGCCGCGCCAGCGUCUCGCCCACCUCGUGAACAACAACACCUUGAACAAGGUCUCAGUUUUCCUUCCGACGAACGAGACCGACACCUACCACUACGAAAUCCUCGACGGCCGCGCCCCGUCCGACAUUCUGCACCUCGACACGGCCGUCAAUGUCAUCGACCCGAUUGUCCGCUGCCGCCAACCGGACUGCGACAACCAGCGCGAAGAACUCAGCCCGGCAUCCCGGGUCGACUUCCAAUCCCACUGGCAACACCGAUACCUCUUCGACUCCGACGGCGCAGGCUUUAGCGGUCGAUUCCUACCCUUCAUGCAAAGCCACAGUCUUCCGUUCAAGACGGGCCUGUUCCGACAGUGGUUUGACUCGCGCAUCACCCCAUGGCUGCACUUUGUGCCGAUCGACCUCCGACUCCACGGUCUCUGGAGCACACUAGCAUAUUUCGCGGGCGUAGACACCACCCUCACCGUAGAUGGAAUCCCCCGAACAGUCAGCAUCCCCCCGCACGACAUUGAAGGCACAUGGAUCGCGGAGGAGGGGCGCAAAUGGGCCCAGCAGGCCCUCCGCAAGGAAGACAUGGAGAUCUACUUUUUCCGAUUACUGCUUGAAUGGGGACGAUUAACCGAUGACCAGCGAGAUGUGCUGGGGUAUCGACUAUAGUUCAGUGUGAGCUAGUCCUACCCACAGAUGUAUAAUGAAAUAUGCCGUUUACGCCUGUCACGUAAUCCAAUCAAGACCUGAC
This is a messenger RNA of Aspergillus ibericus CBS 121593, 3367 nucleotides long. Its product is annotated as putative capsular associated protein. The coding region runs from base 298 to 3285 and encodes 995 amino acids. Lineage: Eukaryota; Fungi; Ascomycota; Eurotiomycetes; Eurotiales; Aspergillaceae. The record is from RefSeq and is a predicted model, not a curated record. The transcript is spliced from 7 exons.